Molecule: messenger RNA, 716 nt
Organism: Phaeodactylum tricornutum CCAP 1055/1
Lineage: Eukaryota; Bacillariophyta; Bacillariophyceae; Surirellales; Neidiaceae
Exons: 6
Molecular function (GO): acireductone dioxygenase [iron(II)-requiring] activity
Source: RefSeq, a predicted model, not a curated record
CGUUCAUUUUGACGAAAUAGGGGCGAAGUUACGUGCUCAAAUCAACUUUGCAAAUGAGCGAUCUUACAGUUGCUGUCUCUGAGCCUCCUGCACCGCAACACAUGGAACCGACGGAUGCCAACAAAAAGCAAAAGAUGUCCUAUCAGAUGGCAACAGACAGCGAUUGGCCCGAUGCAUGGCAUAUGCCGGAUGCUGUCGAAGACCAAACCAAGCCCAACCGAUUGGAGCCCAAUGUCCCGGCAACAGUGGACGAGCUGAAAAAGAUAGGUCUCUGCUAUUGGAAAAUGGACGCUGAGUCGUACGAGUAUCCCGUCAAGGCUGUACCAUGGAAUCCGGAAAACGCCACUGAUCCCAAGCUAAAGGCUCUCCGCGACGAUCGUGGAUAUAGUUAUGCGGAUAUCAUUACGAUCCAUCCCGAUUACCUACCGGACUUUGAGAAGAAAAUUGCAAGCUUCUUUGAAGAGCACAUUCAUGAUGCCGAGGAAAUCCGAUACAUUCUUGGUGGAUCAGGUUUUUUUGACGUCCGCAACUUGGAAGACAAAUGGAUUCGGAUUCAUGUCAAAAAGGGUGAUCUCAUGACACUCCCAGAGGGCAUUUAUCAUCGGUUCACAUGCGACGAAGAACGCAUAAUUCAUGCUAUGCGUCUUUUCAUCGGAGAGCCCGUGUGGACACCAUUCAACCGUCCUCAGGAAGACCAUCCAUCCCGAAAAAAGUAC